AUGUAUAUGUUGUGUUUUGUUACAACCUAAUUGGUUUCAUAAUUCGUUACGUCACUCCUAAUACUUAUCAAGUCGUUAAUUUACACCAAGUUCAUAGUGAUUACAAACACAGUUAAGUUUAUCAAAUAAGGAAUAAUAAAUAAUAAGACUGUUUUAAUUACAACUGUGACACACGAUAGUGUCUGAAGUAUUGUGUUCCUGUAUGAAAAGUUAUAAAAACGAUGGAAUUACCGAAAGAAGCACGUGAUGCUAUAAAGAAGACAUAUCGUGCUAUGGAUGAGAAUGGAGAUGGCCGUGUUUCAGUAGCUGAGGUCAGGAGAGCUUCUAAACGAAUAGGAAUAGAGUUCAGCAUGGAUCAGAUAAAACAGAUGAUGGGAGAGCUGGAUGAUAACGGUGAUGGUUACAUAAAUUAUCCUGAAUUUGAAAGGAUGAUUACAGAAUUUAUUCAUGAAGACACAGAAGAAGUUAAUGCAGCGCGAAAAAUAUUCCAAUCUAUGGAUGUGGACGGUGAUGGCAAAGUGACAAUUCCGGAAAUAGUAUCUUCAUUAAACGUAUCAAAAGCGGAAGCAAAAGAACUUCUGGAAGAGGCGGACACUAAUAAGGAUGGGAAAAUGUCGUUUGAAGAAUUUUUGAAUGUUUACAGAGGACAUACCGGAUAGUGAUAUAUGUUCAUAUCUUGUGUGCAUUCGAUAGACUGUAUGAGAGCGUAAACGUGUAUGCUGUUGUAUGAACGAAUUCCUUAACUUCUCACUUCAUUUAAUAUUACAUAUAUGUCAUCUGACUACUGAGUAAUUCAAAUAGAAAGACUAUGCAAGAAAUUCUAAAGGGUCAAUAUUCUGAACAAAACUUCUCGCCAGAAUGUAUAAAUUAACUUUCAAUUUCAAGCCCAUUUGGCCUGGACCAUGUCCAAUCGGGUGAACUUUUAUUUGAGAUUAUAGCAUAAUAUUUAGUAGUCUUAGAUUUUAUCAAGUAAUAAUAGACCAUCAUGUUAUAUGAUCAUCUAACUUUUGUGAAUGUUUCCUGCAUAUUUAAAUCAUCAUUGUAUUGUGUAUGGUUGCAUGCCCAAUUUUGGGUCAUUAAUUAGAAAUAAAUGAUCUUGCUUUGUCUGUACCAUUUAAUAUAUGUACAAAAUAAAGUUUUCAAUAAUUUUG
This is a messenger RNA of Mytilus californianus (California mussel), 1151 nucleotides long. RefSeq lists its product as uncharacterized. Lineage: Eukaryota; Metazoa; Mollusca; Bivalvia; Mytilida; Mytilidae. The record is from RefSeq and is a predicted model, not a curated record. The coding region runs from base 222 to 659 and encodes 145 amino acids. Gene Ontology annotation, molecular function: calcium ion binding. The transcript has 5 exons.